CAAUAUCAAACAAAACCCUUCUCUACCAAGCACUAGUUGAUUCCCAUUAUUUCCCAAUAGUAAUCUUUCUCUUCCUUUGUUCAUGUAUGUAUAUGGCAGCGAAACCAAUUACAGCCCAAGUUAUCGCUCUUACAGAGAAGAAGAUGGACAUGAAACUAGAAGAUAUAAUCAAAAUGUCUAAAAAUACAAAGGCUGUGAAGCAAAGAAGGGUUCCGAACAAGAGCCAAACGUUUUCAAACACUCUUCCUAAAGACAAAUCUUCAAAAGUGCAUCGUUAUAUGGAGUCGAGAUCUUCUCUUAGACAAGGCGUUCUUGCAAAAAGAAGGUCAAAUUUCCAGGGAAACCAGUUCCCCCUUGCAAAUGAGGCUGCACUAAAAGCUGUUGCUGCUCCUCUACACUAUAGAGUUUCUAAUCGUAAUAAGGUGGCUAGCUGGAAUAAAGCAAGGUAUUAUGUUUUCUUUAAUUGGUUUUUUCACCCAUGUUAA
This is a messenger RNA of Gastrolobium bilobum, 485 nucleotides long. RefSeq lists its product as uncharacterized. NCBI's taxonomy places the organism in Eukaryota, Viridiplantae, Streptophyta, Magnoliopsida, Fabales, Fabaceae. The transcript has 5 exons. Bases 87 to 485 code for a protein of 132 amino acids. The record is from RefSeq and is a predicted model, not a curated record.